This is a messenger RNA of Leopardus geoffroyi (Geoffroy's cat), 711 nucleotides long. RefSeq names its product microsomal glutathione S-transferase 2 (gene MGST2). NCBI's taxonomy places the organism in Eukaryota, Metazoa, Chordata, Mammalia, Carnivora, Felidae. Bases 107 to 547 code for a protein of 146 amino acids. Gene Ontology annotation, molecular function: glutathione peroxidase activity; leukotriene-C4 synthase activity; glutathione transferase activity. The transcript is spliced from 5 exons. Gene Ontology annotation, biological process: leukotriene biosynthetic process. The record is from RefSeq and is a predicted model, not a curated record. Gene Ontology annotation, cellular component: nuclear envelope; membrane; endoplasmic reticulum.
UUGUUUACCUUAUAAGGAAGGUCAACAUUACCAAGUCGAAAGUGCCUGUUAUCUUCCCCUCAGUUUCAACAAAUAGUUCCCUGAACCAGAACAGUCGGUGUGAAAGAUGGCUGGGCAUUCAAUCUUGCUGGCCGCUGUCUCAGUCUUGUCCGCCUGUCAACAAAGUUAUUUUGCUUUGCAUGUAGGAAAGGCAAGAUUAAAAUACAAAGUUACGCCCCCAGCAGUCUCUGGGUCACCAGAGUUUGAGAGAAUAUUUCGUGCACAACAAAACUGUGUGGAGUUUUACCCCAUAUUUCUGAUUACAUUGUGGAUGGCUGGAUGGUAUUUCAAUCAAGUUUUUGCUACCUGUCUGGGUCUUGUGUACAUAUAUGCCCGUCACCAGUAUUUCUGGGGAUAUUCAGAAGCAGCUAAAAAAAGGAUCACCGGGUUCCGGCUGAGUCUGGCGAUUCUGGCCUUGCUGACAGUCCUGGGCACCCUGGGGAUUGCAAACAGCUUUCUGGAUGAAUACAUGGACCUCAAUGUCUCCAAGAAACUGAGACGCUUCUAACGUCCCCCCGUCCCUUUGCCCAAAUGCUAGCAGAAGCUGUUUCCACCCUGAAGGUUAUAUGGAGUCAAUCAAUUUUUAAAAACAAAAGUCUUUCUUUUGUUUUUCUUGAAAUGGCUUUGUAGGACCAUACCUGUUAGAGAAUACAUUCCUGUUUAAGAAGUGAA